Messenger RNA from Penicillium canariense, 1581 nucleotides. Its product is annotated as asparagine synthase family protein. The coding region runs from base 1 to 1581 and encodes 526 amino acids. Gene Ontology annotation, molecular function: asparagine synthase (glutamine-hydrolyzing) activity. Lineage: Eukaryota; Fungi; Ascomycota; Eurotiomycetes; Eurotiales; Aspergillaceae. The record is from RefSeq and is a predicted model, not a curated record. The transcript is spliced from 3 exons.
AUGGAGUUGCUAUCACUGCGUGGUAACCAUGUUUACCGGCAGCCACUUGUAGAUCCGGCGACCCAGUCUGUGCUCUGCUGGAAUGGGGAGGCCUGGAAGAUUGCUAAUGAGCUGGUGUCUGGCAAUGAUACAGAGCAUGUCUUUGAUUUAUUCCUGAGCUCUGCGAACAGCAAUGCCCACCAGGCCAUUGGACGAAUGGCUGGUGCUGUUGCAAGCAUCUCUGGCCCAUUCGCAUUUGUCUUCUAUGACGCGGUGCAUGCACGACUGUUCUAUUCCAGAGAUUGCCUGGGCCGGAGGUCGCUCCUACAAGGCGUGGAUGAAGAUGGAAGUCUGAAGAUCUGCAGUUUGUGUGAUGGCUCCUCUUCCACACACUUUCAGGAAGUUGGCUGUGAAGGCGUUUACAUGAUUGAUCUCAAGGCACAGCGAGGUCCAUCUGUUGACUCUACAGAAGCAUAUAAGAUAACCAUUUUGCCUUGGAGUUCUGACCCUCUACCCAAAGCAGGCCAUAUUAAGAACCCAAUUCCACCAAUGAACAUGUCAGUCCCGCAGGAACAGCCUCCUCUGCUCGGACUAGAGACACCCUUUGUCCAGGAGCUCCAAUCUAGACUCCAUCAAUCUCUCGCCCUCAGAAUCAAGAAUGUGCCUGAACCACCGGGCUACAUCCAAGGCCAAAGCGCCAAAAUCGCAGUUCUCUUCUCCGGCGGCCUGGACUGCAGUCUCCUCGCCCGCCUCUCCCACGACAUCCUCCCCGUCAAUGAACCCAUCGACCUCCUCAACGUCGCAUUUGAAAACCCCCGAGUCGCAGCCGCAGCAGUAGCAAACCUCAAACAACGAAACUCAUCCUCGACCCCUCCUUCCCUACCCGAACCUACCUCUAUCUACGAAGCAUGCCCUGACCGCAUCACCGGCCGCUCCGCGCACGCCGAGCUCCAAAGAAGGUGUCCAGGCCGGACAUGGCGCUUCGUCGCCAUCGACGUCCCCUACACCGAAACGCUCGCACAUCGUGACUCCGUUAAGCGCCUCAUGAGACCACACAACACGGAGAUGGACCUCUCUAUCGCAUGCGCACUGUACUUCGCGUCCCGCGGCCAAGGCACCAUCUCUGCCUCCUCCUAUAUCACCACGGCCCGCGUCCUUCUCUCCGGCCUCGGUGCAGACGAGCUUUUCGCCGGCUACGGCCGCCACGGGGUGGCCUUUGCCCGUGCCGGGUUCCCGGGCCUCGUCUCCGAGAUCCAUCUAGAUGUGAGCCGGCUUGGGCAGCGCAACCUCGGCCGCGACGACCGCGUGCUGUCGCACUGGGGUCGGGAGACGCGGUUCCCAUACCUGGACGAGGAUUUCGUCGGGUGGGUGUUGCGCGCGCCGGUGUGGGAGAAGUGCGGGUUCGGGCUUGCGGUGCCGGAGAGCGAGGCUGAAGCGCAGACUCUUGCGGGCGUUGAUGCGGAGAAGAUGGCGCUUCGGCUUGUUGCGCUUCGGCUGGGGUUAGGGUCUAUCGCACGCGAGAAGAAGAGGGCUAUCCAGUUCGGGGCGCGGACGGCGAAGAUGGAGAAGGGGAAGACGAAGGGGACUGAUGCGUUGAGUUGA